AUGCUCCUGAGGCUGCUGUCGCUGCUGCUGGCGGCCCAGCCGCACCGCGCUCUGGCCUCGCCGCCGGCACCUGCCGACCCGGGAGCGCCGCCGCCGCCGCCCCCCCGGCCCCCCGCCCCCGGGCCGCCCCGCGGGGCCAGCGGCGUCGUGCGGCGCCUCGACCCGACCUACGCGGGGGGCGGCAAGGCGGGGUAUGUGCUCUACGCCGGGGGACAGCGCUUCCUGCUCGACCUGGAGCGCGACGGGCCGCGCUGCCACUACCGCGGCACGGUGGACGGCAGCCCCCGCUCCCUCGCCGUCUUCGACCUCUGCGGCGGCCUCGACGGCUUCUUCGCCGUGGGGCGCUCCCGCUACACCGUCCGGCCGGCGCGGCGCACAGCGGAGGCGGCCGGCCCGCGGAUCUACGGGGAGGGCCCGGCCCGAACCCCGCACCUCUUCCGCAGGGAGCGCUUCAGCUUCGAGACGGUGCCCGCCCGCACCAGCUGCGAGACCCGAGACCCCGCCGGAGCUGCAGCGGGGGACGGGAGGCGGCGGCGGCGGCGGCGUCGCUCCGUCUCCCGGGCCCGGCAGGUGGAGCUGCUGCUGGUGGCCGACGCCUCCAUGGUCCGCAAGUACGGGAAGGGGCUGCAGCACUACCUGCUCACCUUGGCCUCCAUCGCCUCCCGGCUCUACGCCCACGCCAGCCUGGAGAACCACGUCCGGCUGGCCGUGGUCAAGGUGGUGGCCCUGGGCGAGAAGGAGAAGGGGUUGGAGGUCAACAGGAACGCCGCCACCACUCUCAAGAACUUCUGCAAGUGGCAGCACCAGCACAACCGCCUCGACGACGACCACGACGAGCACUACGAUGCCGCCAUCCUCUUCACCCGCGAGGAUUUAUGUGGGCAUCAUUCAUGUGAUACUCUGGGAAUGGCAGACGUUGGGACCAUAUGCUCUCCUGAGCGCAGCUGUGCGGUGAUUGAAGAUGACGGCCUCCACGCAGCUUUUACAGUGGCUCACGAAAUUGGGCACUUGCUUGGGCUUUCCCAUGAUGACUCCAAAUUUUGUGAGGAGAACUUUGGCUCCAUGGAAGACAAGCGCCUGAUGUCCUCCAUUCUGACCAGCAUUGAUGCUUCAAAACCCUGGUCCAAAUGCACUUCAGCAACUAUUACAGAAUUUUUUGAUGAUGGUCAUGGUAACUGUUUGCUGGACCAACCGAGGAAGCACAUUGUGGGCCCCGAGGAGCUCCCGGGACAAACAUACGAUGCCAUUCGUCAGUGCAAGCUGGCCUUCGGGCCCGAGUACACCGUGUGCCCUGGGAUGGACGUGUGCUCUCGCCUCUGGUGUGCCGUUGUGCGCCAAGGCCAGAUGGUCUGUCUGACUAAGAAGCUCCCUGCUGUCGAGGGAACACCGUGUGGAAAAGGAAGGAUCUGCCUCCAAGGAAAAUGUGUUGACAAAACCAAGAAGAAGUACUACUCAGCUUCCAGCCAUGGCAACUGGGGCUCCUGGGGGCCCUGGGGACAGUGCUCCCGCACGUGUGGUGGGGGAGUUCAGUUUGCUUAUCGCCACUGCAAUAACCCAGCUCCCAGAAACAACGGGCGGUACUGCACGGGCAAGAGGGCCAUCUACCGCUCCUGCAACGUCGCUCCCUGCCCGGCCAACGCUAAGUCUUUUCGGCAAGAGCAGUGUGAAGCAAGGAAUGGCUACCAGUCUGACGCAAAGGGUGUCAAGACAUUUGUUGAAUGGGUCCCCAAGUAUGCUGGAGUACUUCCCGGAGAUGUCUGCAAGCUCACCUGCCGAGCCAAAGGAACUGGCUAUUAUGUGGUGUUUUCUCAGAAGGUAACUGAUGGCACUGAAUGUCGACCGUACAGUAACUCCGUCUGUGUCCGAGGGAAGUGCAUCCGGACUGGUUGCGACGGCAUCAUCGGAUCAAAGCUCCAGUAUGACAAAUGUGGGGUGUGUGGAGGAGACAACUCCAGCUGCACAAAAGUCAUGGGCUCCUUUACCAAAAAGAGCAAGGGCUACACAGAUGUAGUGAGGAUCCCCGAAGGGGCAACCCACAUCAAAGUUCGGCAGUUCAAGACUAAGGACCAGAGCAGGUUCACUGCCUACCUGGCCCUGAAGAAGAAAAACGGUGAGUACCUUGUCAAUGGGAAAUACAUGAUCUCUACUUCAGAAACAAUCAUCGACAUCAACGGGACUGUCAUGAACUACAGCGGGUGGAGCCACAAGGACGAUUUUUUGCACGCGAUGGGACACUCCGCCACAAAGGAGAUUCUUAUUGUGCAGAUACUUGCGACCGACCCAACGCAGCCCGUGGAUGUCCGCUACAGUUUCUUCGUGCCAAAGAAGCCCGGGCAAAUGACUAACUCUGUCACCAGCAAAGUGACUCCGCAGCUCACGCAACCCCGCUGGGUUACGGGGCCGUGGCUCUCCUGUUCUCGAACGUGCGACACGGGAUGGCACACCAGGACUGUCCAGUGCAAAGACGGGCAUGGAAAACUGGCUAAGGGGUGUCUUCUCUCUCAGAGACCGUCAGCAUUUAAACAGUGCUUGUUGAAAAAGUGUUAACCUGUGGUUGUGAUCUUCUUUAAAAGAGGUUUGAUUAAGCCAUUGUUGACAUACUGGUAUUAGGUCUGCCCAGACAGAGAGAAGCAAAAGCUUCAAUGUGCUUACAUACAGUCUCAAAUUAUGGGCAGAAUCUGCCUAUUUGGACCAAAUGAAGAUGUGCACUGCUUUAAGUAAUAGUAGGGUGAUCUUAAUAUGUCAAAAAAGUCAGCAUUAAAGUUGUUACAAGCCCUCUGUGUCUGCAAAAAUGUAAAAUAAAAUAAUGCAAAAGAAGAAGAACUAGUGAAUGGAGGAGCCUGGGAUAUUUAAAGGUUACAGAAUCAUCUCCCCCUUUUCACCUACCUCUAAUACAGUAUGUCCUUAGAAAAUGUCACAUGUACCCAUGAUCCCACAGUAGCUUAUUUUAUACUGUUUUGUAAAUAUCUUUCAUUCAGUAUGUCACUUUAUAUGACAUGGUUCUAUUAAAAAAUCAAAAGACAAACUACAUAAGCAAAGUGAUUGACCAAAGUAUAUCUGUAGCCCUUGUGGACUUGGUCCAUUCUUCAAAAAGGGCCACAGAUGUUUUACUGGAAAAUGAAGAGCUUGCUGCUGGUUUUAAAAAGUAGUACCUUUUGGUUUUGACAAAAGGAAAUACGUUUUCAUGCUAGGAAUUUCCUGACAGUAUAUCAUUAUUCUAAGACAAAUACUGUGUUUCCACCAAGAAGUUCUCAGAAGGAGCGUUGUGGCAGCUUUGCAGACCAGGAAACCCCACGUGUACGUUGCUCAAAUACCAGGACCAUCAGCAGCUCCUCACCAUGUGUGUGUCAGGCAUGCACAGAAGGAGGAUUUGGCUGCUUGGAGGAAUUUGUGUACACUGUGCUUGUAAACCUUUCCCUAAUUCCGGCUGUGCCACAGCUUGGGGUCCUUGUUGUCGGUUAACAAUAGCUGCUAGCUGCUUCUUUCCAUGAAACAAAGGCAUACUGUAUUUUGUAGAAGCUAGUUAGAGAACCAAAAAUUACAGGUAAGAUAAUCAAGUGUCUUCUAACUCAGAUGUUCUGAGGCUGUGUUCAGCUGCUUUCUCUGUUAUUUUCUCUAUGGCUUCCACCUUGAAUUUAACAAUGUGUAAUGUACCUACAUCUUUUCAAGAGGCUAAAAAGGUCAAAAAAAACACAGCAAGCAGUUAAUAUUUUAUCACUGUUUUGUCCAUCAUGUCUAACUCUGGUAUUCAUCUUACCAGCAAACAUUUAUAACUAUUUGUCUUUUUUGAUUGUUUUGUGUGUGUUUUGGGGUUUUUUAAAUCUAUAGAAGGCAUUCAUAUUUUGUAUAUCUACCACAUUAGGGAGGAAGAGGGGUCACUAGGAAGUCAAACCACAUCAGGAUGUGGAGGACUUGUCCAAUAUCAAUAAGACUGUUUCCACAGUACAGGCAGUAGCUGGUAAUAGUUUUUAUUGGCAGCAAUUCCUGAAUCCCAUUAUUGUUUGGUAGAAGUUCUGUUGCUGAGGAUGGACAUUUCACCUUAUGCAGGUGGAGGCCUGAUAGCAAUCCUGUUAAAAUUGCUUCCUCUUACAUCAGCAGGCUUUGAAUUAAGCCUUGACAUAACAGGUAGUGAAAAAAAUGGUUAAAAAACGGAUGGAAGUGGAAUCCCAUCUGUCUUUUAUGCCUUUGUUCGUCCACACAGGAGAGAACAGGAUUGCAGGAUUUUUCAGACAAGCCUCACAGCUGUAAGUCAGUGGUACUGGAGCACCUCAGGCUCUUCUGAAAAUCCCAGGCAUGAAAUCAGGAGGGAAGACUUGUCGGAGUGUGUAGCAAGAAGGGCAAGUCUGACUCCAGGCUGACACAAACAUGUUUUUGCAACUGUGGUAUGUUUGUAUGAACUCUUAGAAAUCAUGUGAUGAUUUCAAAACAGCAUAGAGUUGCUACAUCCACAACUGUGAAACCUGGAGAAGUAUCUAUUUUUGUACCUUGUUCUAAAUAAACAGUAACAGGGGCAGAGCCUCCUCCUCUGUUAAACAGAUCACCAACAAAUGUUACUAAUCAUCUUCAGCUUUCAAAACCGGUGUGGCCUUCUGUUCAGGAGUAGUCCCUAUGCAAAACUGUGGAUCUUGAGGAAAACCCCCCAUUUAAUCUUGAUCCCACCCCAAGAACUGAGAGGCUCUGAAUAUUUGCAGAGAGCCUUCUCUGCCUGUUAAAAUAACAUCACUUUGGAAUGCCUUAUUUUCCUUUCAGGUAAUCAAAUUUUUAUACUUAUCUAUAUAUUACCCAUGUUCUAGAACCUCUCGAAAAAGUCCUUAACAAACAGAAACCAUCAUGAGAGGAAAAAUCAGGAGAUUAAAUGUGUCUCAGAACAGACUUAACAUUUGUCUCAGCAUACAGCUGCUGCAUUAAGUGGUAUUUGGUUUUCCUGUGUUUUUUUCCUAAUAGAGACAGAAUGUACAAGUAUUUGUCUUUUCAUGAUGGUAAUAAUUUAUUAUAUAUUAAAAAGGAUGAGUAAAGCUUUUGGAUGCUGUUUAGGCUCCAGAAGAGUAAUACCAUACACGGGUAUAAAUUUAAAGCUUCCUUAGAUCAAGAGUAUCUUUUCCACUGAAAGAGUUUAUUUAUAUAAAUAUAAAGAAGUAUGAGAACAAACCACUAUAGUGACUUUACCCUUUUCACCAGUGUAGCAGUGAAGCACAUUAUCAUGAGCAAAGAGCAGUUGCCCUUCUAUGGUGAGAGGGCAAAGGGGACAGACCAAGGCAGGGCCCCAAAAGUGUAAGAACUGCUAGGUCAGCCUGCUGUAGUUAACACAGCCUGCCGUAGUUAACUCUUGCUUUUUUAGGUGUUCUUGGUAGUCGGAUUCCAGUUCCAAACCUUCCUUCUGCCAGUCAUGGCUAUCUCAUGUAACUGGUGAGUGAAGAAUUGGUGCAAGGUAUCUGACUUUGUCAUGUCCACGUCUGUUCUCCACUGUCACUCACUCCGUUACAUCACUGUUUACAUCACUACCCAGUGUUGCCAAGCUGGAGUCAUAAAAUGCACCUAGGGGAUAGAAACCCAGAGUUUUGCUCUUGGCAUAUUAAGGAACAAUCCUCAGUUAAAUUCACACUGACUUUGGGACACACUUCCAGUGCCCUUAGGUGAAUUUGGACCUCUAAGCAUCGGUGGGUUUUACAGCAUCUUCUUUUCAAGUAAGAGAUUCUCAUUAGAAAAAAGCCUGUCAACUUUGGUUUGACUGUAUACAAGAAAUUAAAUUUAGCUGCCCUCCUGUGGAAACAGUUUUAUCACAAGGGGGAGAGGGAAUAGUCUUGUGGACUAAUAACAACUGUUUAAAAAAAAAAAAGGCAACACAGCACUGAAAAAAAUAAAGUAAUUUAUUGUUUUUACAACUGGUAUGUGAAUGGAUGUAAUGAAUUUAUUUAUUCUUAUUUAACAAAAUACCAUUUGUGCAAAUUCUAUAUUUAAAAUGUUUUGCUAUCAUCCCUGUCUCUCUUUCCCGCUCUCUUUUAAUUUAUGCUUCAGAUUUGUGUUGAAAGUAUGCCUUGUGAGUUUACAUAAUAUAUGGCACUGGUUAUAUUUUUUUUUGUAUGAUUUUAUUUAGAAAACCUUUUUCAUGAAACAGGAGUAUAUGUGUAUACAUGUGUGCACACUGUAUAGAUGUAUAUUCUUUUUCUGCUACCAUCUUUUUCUUAGAGUAGGUUCUAGAUUUGUAAUUUUGUGACACCUUGUGCUCAAAGCUCCCUGUUGCACUUACACUUCAAAAAACUCACAACUAGGGAGUCGUAAAAGUCUGUGGACUGAAAAAAAAACCCCAUAAUGGCUUCUGAAGAAGUCAGACAACAGAUAUGCUUCACUUAGACAUGUGCAAUUCAUGCUGCACCUCAGACUGACCACUCAGACUGGUGCUUCCAUUGAAGCAGGCACAGACUUUUAGUACCUGGGAGUCCUCUAUAUGUGAAUGAAGUUCUUGAGUUGCCAGGGUGGCAAGUGAGUCUUCUCUCAUGCAGCUUCUUAUGUUAAAGUGAAAACACUAAAGAGAAUAGUCUUGGGUGCCACUUUAAGAAAUAGUUUAAACAAUGUAUGGUUUGGUUUAUGAAGCCUGAACCAUUAAAAAAAGGUACUUUUUCAGUGUUUUCACUGUUUAUAUACAUAUAUAAAUAUGUAUAUAUGGCUAUAAAAAGUCAAAAGCCUUUUCAAUGUUUUACUUCAUUGUAUUCUAGCUCUUUGCACCACAUCAGGAAAAGUUAGAUACAAAAAAAAGCCAGUAAAGCAUUUUUCCAUGAAAAUAACAAUAUCUAUUUUACUUCCACUUUUCAUCCAGUUCAACUACCGCAGAACUCAAGGGAACCAGUAUUAGGUCCAGGGAAAAAUGUGAUACAAACAAACGUACACCUUUUCUGCAGUUUAUUUAACAAUACAAAUGACUCCAGUAGCCACUUCACUGCAAAGGCAGUACUACAGACUGCUUAUAAACAACUUCAAGCUGUUGAAAGUCCCCUUGCCUACCAGUGCCCACAUUCACCCACGUUAAAUUCCAGCUCAGCCUCCCUGCUCAGCCUCCCUCUUGCUGCUGCCCAGGCACUACUGAGGACCCAGAGCCAGCCACGAGGCUUUAGAUGAAUUAAUGGUGGCCAGUGGGUGAUGCUGCCUCACUCAAGACACAAUCCAAAAAUGCCAGGGAGUGGCUACAAGCCGGGUCCUUGAUGAUCUUCGGGGCAGGCUUUAAAUAGGAUUUGUAGGGAUGGCUCAUUAACAGCUAUGGGCUUCCAGCAAUAUGUUUAGGUGAGUGUUUCUCCUCGUCCUUAUGAAUGCCACGGUGUUCUUUGCCACUGAGGGAGAUGGAGCCUGUGACAAGAGGCAAAAUUAGAUUUUCUGAGCAUGGGCUACAAUUUUCAGGGGAAAGAAAGUUGCUUGGUUUGGACGGGUUUGUACCUUUUUUUAAUUAAGUGAUUAAAUUUUAUAGAGCUACCAGAGUGCAUCAUUGCAUUCAUACUUGUAAUUUGCAACAUUUUUGAGAGGGUGUUUGCUGUGGGUACGCUGAUACUAACUUGUGGGUAAAGCUAAUUCAACAUUCUUGCUUUAAAUAACACUGCAAAUGCAGGCAUUUCUGGUUUAUCAGGUGUACCAGUAAUGACUCUUAAAGAAACAAGGUCCUCAGCUGGGACCCCAGAAGGUGGCUUUGGACCUUAGAAGGUUGUAUCACAAGUGUAAGUUUUCAGCGAUAGAGUGCAAAAUUUGAAAUGCCCAAACACAGGUGAGUGGUGUAGGAGCUUGUCUCCAGAGGCACCACACCAAGCACCCCAGUACCCACCCCUCUGCUCCGCACACUGCAAACUUACACGUUGAAAACAAAACCCACAGCGUCGUUCGCUCUGGAUGUUGUCUGUGGGGGGUUCUUGGUCACUGUCAGGACAGUAAAAUCAUUUCCACACCCAUCAGCCUGGCUUAGUCCCUGUUGAAACACACACAUGGGCACAUGUAGAGCUUCCCCGUGGCUAAAUGGAAGUGCAUAUUGUUUGUGUGUGCAUGUGUAUGCUUGUGUAUAUAUAAACAUGUACAUGUACAUACAUACAGAGGCAAGUUUUUGCAUCUCCAUUACUCCCACUCACAGGGGAAAAAAGUUACACUGGGUUUAGUUAUAUCUGUGUAAAUUUAGGGUAACUUCAUUACAUCAUUUGGCUUUGCAGGAGGUGCUUCAGACUUAUACCACUGUAAGUGACAGCAUAAUUUUAACUUAGAGUAACUGGUUUACACAAUUUAUCAUAUGAACUGUGAAAUCUUCAAAUAGUUUAUCAUAUGAAACAUAGUGACAGUCAAGCAUAAAUGUAUUGUUAAAAUCCCAUCAGAUACAGGAAAUAAUACGCUGAAUUGAAGUUGGAGACAGCGUAUACGCCUGUACAGCAAUAAACCCUUCUAACUUCUAUAGCCAGGUCAUCUGCCCAGCACCAGAUAAGAUAAAAUGAAUGAGGUAUUGUAGGAAAGACUAAGGGGAAAGCACAGUGUUUGGUUUUGCUUAGUUUACUUCACGUGCCUCUUCAUACACUGUUGGUGUCAGCACAUUCUGGGAGGUGUCACUUUGUGCAUUACUGAUAACUUGGCUGAAAUACCAGUACCCCUUGCAAAAACAAGAUGUGUCACAAAACUUUUUUUUCCAUCCUAGUAUGUGUCCAACCGAAGAGUUAACAUUUUUAGAGCACUACUAUGUCAGCCAGUUUACAUCCUAAAAAUGUUAUGCAAAAUAAAGAUUCAUUUGAACUGAAUUGUACAAGGUCUACACUGUACUAUGACACAUUGAAGGCCAAUAUUUUGUUUUGUGAACUAUUACAUAUGUAUAAUUUACCAGUUGUAAUCUUGAAACAUUUGAUUCUGUGAUUUCAGUAAAAGUAAUAAAUACAAACUGUA
Molecule: messenger RNA, 8895 nt
Organism: Empidonax traillii (willow flycatcher)
Lineage: Eukaryota; Metazoa; Chordata; Aves; Passeriformes; Tyrannidae
Gene: ADAMTS5
Product: ADAM metallopeptidase with thrombospondin type 1 motif 5
Exons: 8
Coding region: 1-2547 (848 amino acids)
Biological process (GO): proteolysis; extracellular matrix organization
Cellular component (GO): extracellular matrix
Molecular function (GO): metalloendopeptidase activity
Source: RefSeq, a predicted model, not a curated record